GUACUUCCUGGGCGGGAACACCAAAAUGGCGCCAGAGCCAGUGGCGGGUUGAGCCUGCUGGCCCUAUCCGGAGCCAGUGUACGGUCCCGGGCCUCUAGUCCCUUUCUGGACAUGGAGGAUGUGGAGGUGCGCUUCGCUCACCUCUUGCAGCCCAUCCGGGACCUCACUAAGAACUGGGAGGUGGACGUAGCGGCACAGCUGGGCGAGUAUCUGGAGGAGCUGGACCAGAUCUGCAUUUCUUUUGAUGAAGGCAAAACCACUAUGAACUUCAUUGAGGCAGCACUGUUGAUCCAGGGCUCAGCUUGUGUCUACAGUAAAAAGGUGGAGUACCUCUACUCGCUGGUCUACCAGGCUCUUGAUUUUAUUUCUGGCAAGAGGCGAGCCAAGCAGCUCUCUUUAGUACAGGAAGAUGGGAGCAACAGAGCCGUCAACUCAGGAGCUCCCUACGAAACAGAGGAUGAGCUCCUGUCCCUGGAUGACUUCCCUGACUCCCGGGCCAAUGUGGAUCUGAAAAAUGACCAGGCAUCCAGUGAGCUGCUUAUCAUACCCCUUCUGCCCAUGGCCCUGGUGGCCCCUGAUGAAGUGGAAAAGAACAACAGCCCCUUGUAUAGUUGUCAGGGUGAGGUCUUGGCCAGCCGGAAGGAUUUCAGGAUGAACACAUGUACCCCCGGCCCCAGAGGUUCCUUUAUGUUGGAUCCAGUGGGAAUGUGUCCUGUGGAGCCUCCAGAUGUGUGCCCCAUGCCAAGAAGCCUGAAAGAUGGUGAGGAUGUUGAGGAGCAGCCAAUGGAAGUCUCUAGGAAUGGGAGUCCUGUUCCUGUACUCUGCGUCUCCCAAGAGCCAGAUGGCCCUAUGCUCAGUGGUGGAGAUGAGGAUGCAGAGGAUGUAGCAGAACUCCCAGAGGUUGCUCCAGAGCCUGCAGAGCCCAGGACCUCACAGCAGAGUGCCACCUUGCCAAAGAGGUACAUGCUGCGGGAGCCACGAGGGGCCCAGGAGCCUGCCUCCCGGCUACAGGAGACCCCAGACCCCUGGCAGAGCCUGGACCCUUUUGACUCCUUGGACUCUAAGCUCUUCCAGAAAGGUAAGCCCUAUUCUGUGCCCCCCUGUGUGGAAGAGGUUCCAGGACAGAAGCGCAAGAGGAAGUGUGCUACCAAGCUGCAGGACUUCCACCAGUGGUACCUGGCUGCCUAUGCCGACCAUGCUGACAGCAGGAAGCCUCGGCGAAAGGGCCCAACCUUUGCAGACAUGGAAGUGCUGUACUGGAAACAUGUAAAAGAACAGCUCGAGACCCUUCAGAAGCUACAGAGACGUAAGGUGACUGAGAGAUGGCUGCCCAGUGCCAAGGAGGAUCUGUGGCCUGUAGAGGAGGAACGCUUGGAAGAUUCCCUAGAAGACCUAGGGGUAGGAGCAGACGACUUUCUAGAACCUGAAGAGUAUGCAGAGCCUGAGGGGGUGAUGCCUGGGGAAGCUGCUGACCUAGAUGCAGAGGCUAUGCCCGAGUCCCUGAGAUAUGAGGAGCUGGUCCGAAGAAAUGUGGAACUCUUCAUUGCCACCUCCCAGAAGUUUGUCCAGGAGACAGAGCUGAGCCAGCGCAUCAGGGACUGGGAAGAUUCCAUCCAGCCCCUGCUCCAGGAGCAGGAGCAGCAUGUGCCCUUUGAUAUCCACACCUAUGGGGACCAGUUGGUCUCACGGUUUCCCCAGCUCAAUGAGUGGUGUCCCUUUGCAGAGCUUGUAGCUGGGCAGCCUGCUUUUGAGGUGUGCCGCUCCAUGCUGGCCUCCUUGCAACUGGCUAAUGACUAUACGGUGGAGAUCACCCAGCAGCCAGGACUGGAGGCAGCUGUGGACACCAUGUCUCUGAGACUGCUCACACACCAACGAGCCCAUACCCGCUUCCAGACCUAUGCUGCCCCCUCCAUGGCCCAGCCUUGAGUGGAGAGCACUGAGGCAGGGGUGGAAGAGUUUCACUUCCUGGGAUCCCAAGAAGGACUCGAGGUUUGAACUGAGAGAGCCUGGGCCAAGCUUUGGGCCCUAGAGCCAGUAGCACCAUGGACCUGAAGCUUCUGGAAAAGA
This is a messenger RNA of Peromyscus californicus insignis, 2067 nucleotides long. RefSeq names its product non-SMC condensin II complex subunit H2 (gene Ncaph2). Lineage: Eukaryota; Metazoa; Chordata; Mammalia; Rodentia; Cricetidae. Gene Ontology annotation, molecular function: chromatin binding. Gene Ontology annotation, cellular component: condensin complex; nucleus. Gene Ontology annotation, biological process: meiotic chromosome condensation; mitotic sister chromatid separation. The coding region runs from base 112 to 1926 and encodes 604 amino acids. The record is from RefSeq and is a predicted model, not a curated record. The transcript has 21 exons.